This is a messenger RNA of Acanthoscelides obtectus, 3076 nucleotides long. The record is from the annotation of a GenBank genome assembly. Lineage: Eukaryota; Metazoa; Arthropoda; Insecta; Coleoptera; Chrysomelidae.
GACAACCACACAAGUCACCGUGUUGCCAUGGAAUAGUAUGGAAUUAAACCUUCUUCAGUGUAUAUGUUUUGUGAUUGACAGGAAAUGCAUCAAAUGGACAUUCAUUUGUUUUGACAAGUUUUGACUUUGUAAAAACUGGUGAGUUGUUUUGGGGUGGUGUGAUUUGUCUCAAAAUGUUAAAAUGGUAGUAAUGCUGAUACUAAACAACAAUGUUUAAAAUUGUACUAGCUUUGUUGUCACUAGUUUUUGGGAUAUCUUUUGGAAAUGGUAUCCCUUCCUUACCCUAUUGCUCCGAAAAAACUGGAUCAGGGCUACUUCUGGUUAGUACCUUAGAUGGGCGAAUGUCAGCUUUAAAUAUAACUGGAGAUAUUGUGUGGCAAAUACAAACAGGACCAGGUCCUCUACUACAUUCCAAUAUCCAUAACUUAGAGCUAACUAAUAAUGGAGAAUGGAUCAGGAUCAUUCCAUCAUUGUCAGGUACACUUUAUAAAUUUGAUGGAACUACAGUCGACCCAAUAUUUAUUUCUACAGAAAAUUUACUGAAGUCCUCAUUUCGCUUCUCAGAUGACCUAGUUAUAGCAGGUGGGAUAGAAGUUAGGACAUAUGGACUUGGACUUAGAACAGGGUCUUUGUAUUAUGAGUGUACUUCUGUCAGUUGUUCCAACACUGUUGAGCAAGAUGUUGAUGACGUGUUAUUGGUUGAAAGAAGUACCCAUGUUGUAAGAGCUAUAGAACCUAGAACAGGUAGUGAAAGAUGGAACUUCAGUGUGGGUUUGCAUGAUGUUAAGUUACAUAUAGUCAGUUGCAUAGACAAUCAAGUUCGACUCUAUGAUUGGAAUUUAACAGCCAUUGUACCUAAAGGCCUGCUUAGGGUGGUAAUAUCACAAGAAAAUGUGACAAAGCAUAGUUGGCAACAUACUUUCACAUCUCCGAUAGUCCGAAUUUGGAAAUGGACUGGCAGCAAUUUAACAGAAGUGAAUCUUUUCACUAACCAGGGAGUACCCAAAGUUAUUACGGAUACUCCACUUUUGCCGUCUAUUUAUCUUGGAAUGCAUGAUGAACAGUUAUAUAUUCUGGAAUCCUCGAAGAUGCACGAAGCACUGUAUGAUAAGAGUAUGAAAAUGGUUGCUUCUCCGCCUAUUGUUGAAACUUCGAGUAUAAUGAAGAUACGAUGGAAUGCUAUACCAGCAUCUACUGAAGUUACAGAGGAUGAUUCUACAGCCCUUUCUGUACUGAAUGGAUCAAAAUAUGUCAAUGGUCACGGAUUCUAUCUGUAUUCAGAGCCAGAUGCAAAGCCUGACCAAAAAUAUAAAAACGAAAGUUGUAUUCGAGAUGCUAUCAAUGGUGCUAGUUAUGAUAACUUGUCUCUGAUAUUCCUAUCCUGGUGGUGGAAGGAAUUCUUUGUGAUGGCUUUGAGUAUCUUCAUUUGCAACUUCCUGUUCCAUAUUUGGAAUAACACUCAGAAAAAACAAGAAAUUAUCAUAAUCGAGAAACCAGGAGAUGCUCAGAACACUGUUGAAAAAUCCAACGAAGGUGACACAUUCACAUCAAGAUACGUAAACGAUUUUGACACGGUGCGAUGUCUUGGCAAAGGCGGUUUUGGGGUUGUUUUCGAGGUGAAGAAAAAAAUUGACGAGUGUAACUAUGCUAUCAAGAGGAUAACUCUACCCAAGGAGCCUAAGAAAAGAGAUCGGGUAAUGCGCGAAGUGAAGGCCCUUGCAAAACUAGAGCACCAAAAUAUUGUGAGAUAUUUCAGUUCCUGGGUUGAAAAACCUCCGGUUGGUUGGCAAGAAGAGCACGACAAGAAAUGGAUAAUGGAAAAACACCUAGAAGAGACGUCGACAAGUCCCAAAACCAGACGCAGUAAAUCUGUUUCUAUAAACAUUCCUUUAAGUGAUGACGCGGCGUACAUUGAAAGUGACAGCGACGAUGACGGUUUCCAGAUAGUAUUCCAAGACGAUUCCAACUCCAAAAGCCAUUUGAAAAGUUCUGUAAAUAAAAAAAUAGAAGAUAACUUGACUAUGACCCUGGAUUCUGGCCUAACAGAGCAUACUUCAAAAAAAGUAAACUGGAAAAGACCAGGAAGGAUGCACCAUUCAUGGGACUUAUCACAGAAUCAACUAAGGCCAAGCGAAGAAUCGUCAUGGUAUCUCUACAUCCAGAUGCAGUUGUGCAAAAAAGAAAGUCUCAAGGAAUGGCUCACCUCAAACUAUAAACGGGACUAUAAGUUUGUAAUAGAUAUUUUUUCCCAAAUAUUGGAUGCUGUUCAAUAUAUACAUCUCAGGGGCCUCAUACAUAGAGACUUGAAGCCAAGCAAUAUUUUCUUCUCUUUGGAAGGUCAAAUCAAAGUUGGUGAUUUUGGUUUGGUCAAAGAUAUGGAAGACGUAUUUGAUUUAGAAUUCAAUAAGAAUGGAACCCCGCCAUUACCUGGGCAUACCAAAGAAGUUGGUACCCAACUAUACAUGAGCCCUGAACAAUUUCGUAGCCGUAUAUAUGAUUACAAAGUGGAUAUAUACUCGUUGGGCUUGAUUUUCUUGGAGCUAUUGAUUCCAUUUAGUACGGAAAUGGAAAGGGUCAAAAAGUUGACCGAUGCCAAGGAAAAUAAAUAUCCUAGUGACUUUAUCGAAAAAUUUGCUGACGAGCAUACGUUAUUGCAAAGCAUGCUCUGUAAAGACCCAAAUAAACGUCUGACCACAAUCGGCAUUAGAACAAGGCCUCCUUUUAACCAGCAGGACUCCACUUAUGAUGAAGAUUGUCAUUAUAAGCUGAAUAACUUCCAGAAAAGUUAGAUAUAAUCUAAUUUUUCAUUGUACUGAGUAGCCUUAAGGUAUAUUGAAAGCCUUUAUAAAAUAAAUUUUUAGUUUUAAAUUUAAGUAAUUCUAUCUAAACUUGUAGUUCGACUACAAGAGAGUUGUUUUUUAUUUUUUUUUGAAGCUUGGUUUUAAAACCCUAUUUGUGAUUUAUUUAAUGUUUAGACGGUGUAUAAGCCGAUCUUAAAUUUUAAGUUCCAUUCCUGUGUUAGUAUUACAUAUGUAUUUCACUAUAUUUCAACCAGAAAAUAUAGUUAUUUUUUAAA